This is a messenger RNA of Protomyces lactucae-debilis, 980 nucleotides long. RefSeq names its product pyridoxamine 5'-phosphate oxidase-domain-containing protein. Bases 72 to 914 code for a protein of 280 amino acids. The transcript has a single exon. NCBI's taxonomy places the organism in Eukaryota, Fungi, Ascomycota, Taphrinomycetes, Taphrinales, Protomycetaceae. Gene Ontology annotation, molecular function: FMN binding. The record is from RefSeq and is a predicted model, not a curated record.
CCGAUCGUCGCACGAUGUAUGCGAGGUGCAACGACCGAUCAGUCAUGACGACAGAGCCAUAGCAAGAGUCUAUGUCAAGCAGGCUACGGCAACUAUCCAGGCACAUCCCCUCUUCAUCUUUCAGUACCAUGACUUCGACACCACCGCCAUGGAAGGCUGUCAUCGAGGACAUCCUCAAGGAAAAUAUGAAGCAAGGCAAUAAAGACUCCCUCAACAUGCAGCUCGCUACCAUGCCUGCACCCGAGGCGCCCCUUCACCCGUCCGUACGCACAGUUGUCUUUCGUGGGUUCGUCGGACAGCCUCGUAAGGAAGACGAGCCAACGGGUGGAAAUCCCAUCAAGUCUGUUGAAAGUAGUCUCAUUGUCACUUCAAGCGAUCGCCUCAUGCUCAAAGCGAAGCAACUUCUUGCUCAGCAAAAGGAGGGACACGGGAAGAAUGGAUUUGAGGUGUGUUGGUGGCAUCAAGGGACACAAGAACAAAUUCGCUUCUCUGGCCACGCAUGGCUACUGCAAUCAACAGACCACGAUAAUGCAACGUUUCCCGCUGAUCGUCUCAAGAAGCUCGUGUCUAUCGCUGAGGCAGAUGUAGAGAAGUGGACGUGGGAGAGUGAGAGGUUACGACAAUUUGCUAAGCACUCACCGGGACUGCGUGCAAGUUUUCAGAACCCAGAACCUGGAUCACCCAUCACAUCGGAGAAGAAGGCUCAGAUUCUGAAGCGUAUGGAAAUUCCAGGAUCCCUCGGCGAAUGCAAAUCUGAGGAAGAUAAAAAAGCUGUGGUGGAAGCAUUGAAACGCUUCUGUCUUGUGAUACUGGAGGUGAAGCAGGUGGAGUAUCUCAAAGUGGAGCCACCGGCAGAGCGCAAGCAAUGGACCCUGCAAGGCGACAACUGGCAAGAGCAGGAAGUUUCACCAUAAAGAAUAUCCAGUAUCCUACGUAUACGAAUUCAUUGUAAUGACCUAAAAAGCAAAAGAAUCGGCUGU